UACCGCAGUCCUGCCCGGGACCCGGGGGACAGGAGUCAGGCCGGGAGGGGACACCGGCCGCCGGCACCGAGCGACUCCCGCUCACGGUUCCUGUCAGUCACUCAACUCACACCCACCGCGUGUGAACGAGCUGACGUCACGCUGUCCACUCUCCUCCACGCACGGGGAGAGAGGGAAGGAGGCAGGGAUGAUGAUGAUGGGCGGAGGGGGAGGAGGGUCCGUGCGCGCCCGCGCGAGGGGGGCCAGCAGAAAAUGGCGAGUGUGUGUAAGAGCCAGCAAUGCUGUAUCGAGAGGCGCGGCUUUCGCCAGGAACUUGACUCGUGGCGGUACAAGCUCAUUCACUGUUGGUGUCCUGCAUAAAAAGACAUUUGCUUUGAUAACCCUAAGUUUUGAGAGUAUUUUAGAAGGGCUGUUUGGACCAGGAUUACUUAAAGAUCUCAGCUUAUUUAAAGACUGUGAACCUACAGGUGUUUGUGAUUGGUCCUUUGAUGAAAAUUGCCUUUUCUGCUGCUUGAGACGAGAAAAAGUUAAGGAGCAUUUAGCUGGCUUUCGUAAACCAAUCUCUGAAUCUGGCCAAGAAAACAUACUCAAACAGGAGCAAGCAAAAAUAAUCCGGUUAGAGAGACAAGCAGAAGAGUUCCUCAAUGCAGUCUUCUACAAGAAAGACAGCCCUAGGAUCUCCGAUCCUAAUAUUCCUUUAGUUGCUCGCGAGAUCAUGCAGCGAAUGAUUCGACAGUUUGCUGCUGAAUAUACCUCAAAGAAUAGCUCAACUCAGGACUCCAGCCAGCCCAAUAGCACAAAGAACCAAAGCUUGCCGACACCACCACCCUCUGGACAAAGUUCUCCGCCUGCUACUACUCAGAAUCCUGUGCUUAGCAAACUUCUGAUGGCUGACCAAGACUCUCCUCUAGACCUCACUGUCAAAAAGCCCCUAUCAGAAGAACCCUGUGAGCAAGCAGAUGGAGUGCUCGAUCUAUCCACUAAGAAGAGUCCAUGUUCCAGUAGCACGCAUGCAAGCAUUUCUCCAAGUACCUCAAACUCUAUAGGGAAUGGGCGACCUGGGAGACCCAGCCAGCACCGUCCAGAUGGACUUCCACGCAGUGGUGAUGGGGUGCCUCCAAGAAAUUUUCUGGAUGCAACCAGGGAAACUUAUGGCCACUCCACACCCCUAAAAGUGCCAUUGGCUCGCUCCUUACAGAUUAGUGAGGAAUUGCAUAGCAGAAAGAUCUCCACAGCUGCCAGCCAUGGUUCAUCGGGACUGCAGAAUCAAGGCCAGCAUUUGAUCUUAUCCAGGGAAGCUUCUUGGGCAAAGCCACACUACGAACUAAAUUUUGGCCGUGUGAAAUAUAGGGGUAAUGGAGCACUCAGCAACAUCAGUGACCUGCCUUUUCUCACAGAAAAUGCAAAUACUUUUCAUAAAAAUAGUCAAAACAAACAUGAAAUUAAGAAGGAAAUGGGCCUUUCUUCUCCAGUUGAUUUAAAAAUUCCACAGGUCCGCGGCAUGGAUCUGUCUUGGGAUUCCCGGAGCGGGGAAUUGUACAAUUACAACUCUUUGGUAAUGGGUUCACAAACAGAGAGCGCACUUAGCAAAAAAUUACGGACUAUCCUUCCAAAGCAAAAUCGGAGAAACUUACUGGAGACUAGCGCUGAUUCCUGGAGCUCAGAUGUUGAGCAGUCUACCUCUGGACAGCCGUACCCCACCUCAGAUCAAGAAGGCGACGCUGGCUCGAAACAACCAAGGAAAAAACGAGGGAGAUACAGACAGUAUAACAGCGAGAUAUUGGAGGAAGCAAUCGGUGUUGUCAUGAAUGGCAAAAUGAGCGUCUCAAAAGCGCAAAGCAUCUACGGGAUUCCUCACAGCACACUGGAGUACAAAGUCAAAGAGCGGCUAGGCACACUAAAAAACCCUCCAAAGAAAAAGCUAAAACUAAUGAGGUUGGAAGAACCAGAUGGCGCAGUAAAAAGUGAACUGGAUCCUCAGGACGAGGUGGUGGCAUCGCCAACUGCAAGUGAAUCUAAAGAUGAAUAGGCAUGCUGUAAAGUCCUCAGUCUAGUAAACGAGUUGUAACCAAAUUGGGCGAGCACGUCUGCAUUCUGAGUGAGCACACUUGUCACCUGCUUAACUUAUUGUGAAACUCGAUGGCAGUUUCCUACCAGACCUCUAUACAGGUGGAAGUUGUGUGCUCACCAUCAGGCAGAUCUGUAAAUUCCUCACGCCCAGUAAACAACCCUUGAAUACUUUGUUUGGCCUUUACGCAUGCUUUUAUUUUCAAUAGAGAAUUGUUACCUCAACAAGAGAACCUCUACAUGUAACUAUGGACUCGUUGCUUUUGAGCCUACAUGUAUUGUUUUCUUUAUGUAUAUUUUAAACCUUUGAACACAAGUCCACUUUAAGAAAAAAAACGGAAAAAAAAACCCAACAAUUUCAGGAGUCGCUUAAGUAAAUACAACCAAUGUCUAGGGACAAAGAGAAACUUCUAAAGAUAGUUUAAUUAAUUAAUUCAAUCAAUUCAAUUCCUCCAAGUAUGAUUUUUUUUUAUUUUUAAAGUGUUUAUGCCAAAAUAACUUCUCGAAAAAAUUGAAUGUACCUCACAAAACACAUAAUGGAGGUGUUGCUUUUUUUCCAGAGACUGCUAAUGAAAAAGGCUUUAAUUCAGAGCAGAAGUGUGCAGAGAGCACAACACGUUGCAGCG
Pseudophryne corroboree (corroboree frog) is the source of this 2693-nucleotide messenger RNA. RefSeq names its product ligand-dependent corepressor-like. Gene Ontology annotation, molecular function: DNA binding. NCBI's taxonomy places the organism in Eukaryota, Metazoa, Chordata, Amphibia, Anura, Myobatrachidae. The transcript has 8 exons. The coding region runs from base 188 to 2029 and encodes 613 amino acids. The record is from RefSeq and is a predicted model, not a curated record. Gene Ontology annotation, biological process: regulation of transcription by RNA polymerase II. Gene Ontology annotation, cellular component: nucleus.